AUGUCCACUGUUCCCUUGACCACUGUUCCCUCGUCCACUGUUUCCUCGAUCACUGUUCCCUCAACAAAUAUUUCCUCAUCCACUGUUCACUCGUCCACUGUUUCCUCGUCCACUGUUCCGUCAACAAACGUUUCCUCAUCCACUAUUCAGUCAACUACUAUUCCCUUGACCACUGUUUCUUCGACAACUGUUUCCUCAACCACUGUUCCCUCAACUACUGUUUCCUCGAUCACUGUUCCCUUGACCACUCUUCCCUCCACCACUGUUCCGUCAACCACUACUCCCUUGACCACUGUUUCUUCAACCACUGUUCCCUCGACCACUACUCCCUUGACCACUGUUUCUUCAACCACCGUUCCCUCAAGCACUGUUCCCUUGACCACUGUUCCAUCAACGACUGUUUUCUCGAUCACUGUUCCGUCAACAACUGUUCCCUCGACUACUGUUCCUUCUACCACUGUUCCCUCAACAACUGCUCCCUCGACUACUGUUCCAUCAACGACUGUUCCCUCUACCACUGUUCCCUCAACCACUGUUCCCUCGACCACUGUUCCAUCAACGACUGUUUCCUCGACCACUGUUCCCUUGUCCACUCUUCUCUCAACAACUGUUCCCACGUCCACUGUUCCAUCGACCAAUGUUCCCAUGUCCACUGUUCUCUCGAGCACUGUUCCUUUGACCACUGUUGCCUCGUCCACUGUUCUGUCAACAAACGUUUCCUCAUCCACUAUUCCCUCAUCCACUGUUUCCUCGUCCACUGUUCCGUCAACAAAUGUUUCCUCAUCCACUGUUCCCUCCUCCACUGUGCAGUCAACUACUAUUCCCUUGACCACUGUUUCCUCGACUACUGUUCCCUCGACCACUAUUCCCUCAACCACUGUUCCCUCGACAACUGUUCCCUCGACCACUUUUCCCUCAACCACUGUUCCCUUGACCACUUUUCCCUCAACCACUGUUCCAUCAAGUACUACUCUCUUGACCACUGUUCCCUCAACCGAUGUUCCAUCAACGACUGUUUUCUCAACCACUGUUCCCUUGUCCACUGUUCCCACGUCCACUGUUACAUCAACCACUGUUUCCAUGUCCACUGUUCCCUUGACCACUGUUCCCUCGUCCGCUGUUUCCUCGAUCAUUGUUCCUUUAACAAAUAUUUCCUCAUCCACUGUUCACUCGUCCACUGUUUCCUCGUCCACUGUUCCGUCAACAAACGUUUCCUCAUCCACUGUUCCCUCGUCCACUAUUCAGUCAGCUACUAUUCCCUUGACCACCGUUUCCUCGACUACUGUUUCCUCAACCACUGUUCCCUCAACCACUGUUCCCUCGACUACUGUUUCCUCGAUCACUGUUCCCUUGACCACUCUUCCCUCCACCACUGUUCCGUCAACCACUACUCCCUUGACCACUGUUUCUUCAACCACUGUUCCCUCGACCACUGUUCUCUCAACCACUGUUUCCUCGAUCACUGUUCCCUUGACCACUCUUCCCUCCACCACUGUUCCGUCAACCACUACUCCCUUGACCACUGUUUCUUCAACCACCGUUCCCUCAACCACUGUUCCCUUGACCACUGUUCCAUCAACGACUGUUCCCUCGACCACUGUUCCCUCAACCACUGUUGCCUCGACCACUGUUCCAUUGACCACUGUUCCCAUGUCCACUGUUCUCUCGAGCACUGUUCCCUUGACCACUGUUUUCUCGAUCACUGUUCCGUCAACAACUGUUCCCUCGACUACUGUUCCUUCUACCACUGUUCCCUCAACAACUGCUCCCUCGACUACUGUUCCAUCAACGACUGUUCCCUCUACCACUGUUCCCUCAACCACUGUUCCAUCAACGACUGUUUCCUCGAUCACUGUUCCGUCAACAAACGUUUCCUCAUCCACUAUUCCCUCGUCCACUGUUUCCUCGUCCACUGCUCCGUCAACAAAUGUUUCCUCAUCCACUGUUCCCUCCUCCAUUGUGCAGUCAACUACUAUUCCCUUGACCACUGUUUCCUCGACUACUGUUCCCUCGAUCACUAUUCCCUCAACCACUGUUCCCUCGACAACUGUUCCCUCAACCACUGUUCCCUUGAACACUUUUCCCUCGACCACUGUUUCCUUGUCCACUGUUCCCUCAAUGACUGUUCCCUCAACCACUGUUCCCUCAACAACUGUUCCCUCAACCACUGUCCCUUCAACUACUGUUCCCUCAACCGCUGUUCCCUUGUCCACUGUUUCCUCGAUCACUGUUCCCUCAACAGUUUCCUCGUCCUCUGUUCCCUCGUCCACUGUUUCCUCUUCCACUGUUCCCUUGUCCACUGUUCCCUCGACUACCAUUCCUUCAACAACUGUUCCCUCAACCACUGUCCCUUCAACCACUGUUCCCUCAACCGCUGUUCCCUUGUCCACUGUUUCCUCGAUCACUGUUCCCUCAACAGUUUCCUUGUCCUCUGUUCCCUCGUCCACUGUUUCUUCAACCAAUGUUCCCUCGUCCACUCUUCCCUCGAUGACUGUUACCUCUACGACUGUUUCCUCAACCACUCUUACCUCAACAACUGUUUCCUCGUCCACUGCUCUCUCAACACCUGUUCCCUCGACCACUAUUCCUUCACCGACUGUUCCCUCAAUGACUGUUCCCUCGACAACUUUUCCCUCGACCACUGUUCCCUUGACCACUGUUCCCUCGACCACUGUUCCAUCAACGGCUGUUCCCUCAACCACUGUUCCCUCAAGAACUUUUCCCUCCACCACUGUUCCCUUGACCACUGUCCCCUCGACUACAGUUCCGUCGACCACUGUUACCUCGACUACUGUUCCCUUGACCACUCUUACCUCGACUACAGUUCCCUCAACCACUGUUACCUCGACUACUGUUCCCUCUACUACUGUUCCCUUGACCACUCUUCCCUCAACCACUGUUCCAUCAACAACUGUUCCCUCGACAACUGUUCCCUCGACCACUGUCCCCUUAACCACUGUUCCUUUGACCGCUCUUUCCUCCACCACUGUUCCCUCAACUACUAUUCCCUUGACCACUGUUUCUUCAACGACUGUUCCCUCAACCACUGUUGCCUCGACCACUGUUCCCUUGUCCACUGUUCCUUUGACUACUAUUCCUUCACCGACUAUUCCCUCAAUGACUGUUCCCUCGACCACUGUUCCCUCAACAACUGUUCCCUUGACCACUGUUCCCUCGACCACUGUUCCCUCGACUACUGUUCCCACGACUACUGUUCCCUCGACCACUCUUCCCUCGACCACUGUUCCAUCAACUGUUCCCUCGACCAUGUUUCCCUCAACCACUUUUCCUUUGUCCAGUGUUCUCUCGACCACUGUUCCCUUGACCACUAUUUCCUCAACCACUGUUCCCUCAUCCACUGUUUCCUUCAUCACUGUUCCCUCGACCAACAUUUCCUCGUCCACUGUUCCCACGUCCACCAUUCCCUCAACCACUGUUCCCUUGACCACUGUUUCCUCAUCCACUGUUCCCUCGUCCACUGUUCCUUCGACCACUGUUCCCUCAUCCACUGUUGCCUCGACCACUGUUCCCUCAACCACUGUUCUCUCGACCAAUUUUCUGUCAACUACUGUUCCCUGGAUCAAUGUUUAUUCGUCCACUGUUUUCCUCAUCCACUGUUCCCUCAAUGACUGUUUCCUCAACGACUGUUUCUUUGACCACUGUUCCCUCGACCACUGUUCCCUCAACGACUGUUUUCUCGUCCACUGCUCUUUUAACCCCUGUUCCCUCGACAACUGUUCCCUCAACGACUGUUCCCUCAACCACUAUUCCUUCACCGACUGUUUCCUCAAUGACAGUUCCCUCAAAUAUGACAUGCAAUAUCUCUGGUCCAAGUUCACCAGGUAUUCUUUGCAUGGUGGAUCAUUCUAG
Colossoma macropomum (tambaqui) is the source of this 3870-nucleotide messenger RNA. RefSeq lists its product as uncharacterized. The record is from RefSeq and is a predicted model, not a curated record. The transcript is spliced from 2 exons. NCBI's taxonomy places the organism in Eukaryota, Metazoa, Chordata, Actinopteri, Characiformes, Serrasalmidae. Bases 1 to 3870 code for a protein of 1289 amino acids.